Molecule: messenger RNA, 384 nt
Organism: Clunio marinus
Lineage: Eukaryota; Metazoa; Arthropoda; Insecta; Diptera; Chironomidae
Source: the annotation of a GenBank genome assembly
AUGAAAAUUAUGGAAAAAUAUGUUGUCUACGUGCUGGCAUUUUGUUUUCUAAAACUUUUUCCUCCCCCGCUUCAAUUUCUUGUUAAACUUCAACGAACAAAAGUGUCAUUAGAUGUUCAAUUUACGAUGUUGGAACAUUUUUCAUUUGAUAUUCAAGUCAAGUUGAGAUUCUUAUUGUGCGAAAGAAGAAAGAAGACAGAAAGCAUUGCUGAAAAUCUUGAAGCUUUUAAACAUUAUAAAUCGCACUUGACGAUGAAGAGCCGUCCGAAAAAAAUUCGUGCUUGUGGAUUCCGAUGCUUAACUGAAGCCCAUGAUCCGUUAAUCUUUUUCAAGACGACGUGCGUCUACAUAUCUCCUACUGUGUAUAGUCUGCCAGAAUCAUAA